Molecule: messenger RNA, 2694 nt
Organism: Electrophorus electricus (electric eel)
Lineage: Eukaryota; Metazoa; Chordata; Actinopteri; Gymnotiformes; Gymnotidae
Source: RefSeq, a predicted model, not a curated record
ACUUCCCUAGUACUUGCAAGAAUUCAGGGACUUUGCCGAGCAGGGACGCGGUUAAUGAACGGGACUUUAACGCGGGUUAACCUAUAUCUUCGUGGCCAUGGCAGCCCAGCUCUUACUGGUUGUGUGCGCGGUGUGGCUCAGCUCGUCCUCCACCGCACAGCCUGUUACACCAGAGGAUUUGUUGGUGAUCACUGCGGCGACAGAAGAGACGGAUGGCUUUAACAGAUUCAUGCGAACAGCGAAAGAAUUUAACUACACUAUUAAGGUGCUGGGUCUUGGAGAGGAUUGGAGAGGGGGUGAUGUAGCUAAAACUGUUGGUGGUGGACAGAAGGUUCGAUGGUUGAAGAAUGAAAUGCAGAAACACAAAGACAAACACAACACAGUUAUCCUCUUCGUCGACAGUUAUGAUGUCAUCCUGACGAGCGGGCCGGAGGAGCUCCUGUUGAAAUUCUCCCGCUUUAAGCACCGAGUGGUUUUCUCUGCUGAGGGCUUCUGUUGGCCUGACCAGCGGCUGGCCCCAAAGUACCCACCUGUCCACAGCGGCAAACGCUACCUCAACUCUGGAGGGUUCAUUGGGUUUGCUCCCGAGAUCUUUGCUGUUGUGGAGCAAUGGAACCACAGAGACCAUGAUGAUGACCAGCUGUUCUACACACGCAUCUACCUGGACCAGGAACAAAGGACUAAGUUCAACAUGACACUGGAUCAUAAAUCACGGAUUUUCCAGAAUCUUAAUGGCGCCAUUGAGGAAGUGGUUCUGAAGUUUGAGAAAUCUCGAGUCAGAGCUCGCAAUGUUGCUUACGAUACACUUCCAGUUGUUAUCCAUGGCAAUGGACCUACCAAGCUCCAGCUGAAUUACCUGGGCAACUAUGUUCCAACAGCGUGGACAUAUGAAAGAGGAUGUGGCAUCUGUGAUGAUCUGCUAUAUCUUAACGAUAUCCCAGAUGAAGAGAUGCCCCUGGUGCACAUUGCUGUGUUCAUCGAACAGCCAACACCCUUCCUGGAGGAGUUUCUGGAGAGACUGACAACACUGAAUUACCCACACACUCGUUUAAGGCUCUUCAUCCACAACAAUGUGGUGUAUCAUGAGAAGCACAUUGAGUUGUUUUGGAGUCGGCAUCGUUCUUUGUUCUUAGAUGCUCGUAUUGUUGGACCUGAGGAAAACCUCCGGCAUGACCGGGCCAGAACCAUGGCUGUAGAGGCGUGUAAGAGCAGCAUCACCUGUGAUUACUACUUCAGCAUUGAUUCUGAUGUGGCUUUGACCAACCGUGACAUACUGCGGAUCCUUAUAGAAGAAAACAAGUCAGUGAUUGCCCCAAUGUUGUCUCGACAUGGGAAGCUCUGGUCUAAUUUCUGGGGUGCUCUGAGUCCUGAAGGGUUCUACUCCCGUUCUGAGGAUUACAUUGACAUUGUGCAAGCCAAACGAGUGGGCCUGUGGAAUGUGCCCUAUGUAACUCAGGUGUACCUGAUUCGUGGUGACAUCCUGCGUACACGACUGGCCCACAUCUCCCUCUAUGAGCAGGAGGAGAUAGACCCUGACAUGGUCUUCUGCAGAGCAGUCCGAGACCAGGGUGUGUUCAUGUUUGUGUCUAACAGAGAUGAGUUUGGCCGGUUGAUCUCAACCAAGAACUACAACAUCAGCAGACUCUACCCUGACAUUUGGCAAAUAUUCGAUAACCCCAUGGACUGGAGAGAGAAGUAUGUCCAUGAGAACUACUCUCAGAUCUUUGAGGAGGGGGAGACUGUGGUGGAACAGCCCUGUCCCGACGUUUACUGGUUUCCCAUCUUUUCUGAACGGAUGUGUGAUGAACUGGUGCAGACGAUGGAGGACUUUGGCAUGUGGUCUUCAGGGAGACAUAAUGAUGACAGACUAGCUGGUGGUUAUGAGAAUGUUCCGACAGUCGAUAUUCAUAUGAACCAGAUUCAAUAUGAGGAAGAAUGGCUGAAAUUCCUAAAAGACUACAUAGUUCCUGUGACGGAAAAACUCUACCCAGGGUACUACCCAAAGGCGAAGGCGGUGAUGAACUUUGUGGUUCGUUAUCGGCCCGAUGAACAACCUUCCCUUCGGCCACAUCACGAUUCCUCAACCUUCACCAUCAACAUUGCUCUGAACAGCAAGGGAAAAGACUACCAGGGUGGGGGCUGCCGUUUUCUGCGUUAUGACUGUAAAAUCGAAGCUCCCAGGAAAGGAUGGUCCUUGAUGCACCCUGGACGUCUGACCCACUACCACGAAGGCCUGCCCACCACAGAGGGCACACGCUACAUCAUGGUGUCAUUUGUAGACCCCUAGCACUCCUCUGUGUGUGUGAGUGUGAGUGAGAGAAUAAUUUGUAAUUUAACAAGCAGUUGUCAUUGUGUACUUUCGAAUGUUGAGGCAGUAGUUUUACCAUGUUUUUCUCCAUUAACGUGCCUCACCCCCUGCCCCUAGCAAAAGCAAUAGUUUUCGAACUUUCUUUUGUGAUCAACCUCUUAUUUGUUGUUUUCGUGUGUUUUUGUUUUGUUUGCUUUUUGCUUGUUUUUUGGAGCAAAUUUCUUUGUCUGGGACAGAUUUUAGACAGAUGAACAAUCAUUUAAAGCCUCGUCUGAAAAUACACCAACAUGUGUCAGUCGUUCUGGAAAUGCAUUUUCUCCUCCCGGCUUUGUACAAAUUGCUUUAAAUUAUUGUUUUAUUUACAUAAUAAAAAUGAAGUGAAACAA